ACCACCACCACCACCACCUGUUGAGUGGUGAAGCUCUUAGACGUUUUAUCGGCUAACAUGCUCUUUCAGCUUGGCUAGCACACACAGCACACUCGCUACGGUAAUUUUGUUUUACUGUAGAAUUUGUAAUCGCAAUCGUGGCCAGAAGCUUUGCGGCCGCUCAUUUCAAGUCGCUGCAGUCAGUUGUUUAACACAUUUAGUGCCCGGUUGACAUUCCGCGAGCAUAGCUGUCGUGAGCUUAUCAGAAAGGCAGGCAGACAGGCAGGCAAGCAGGCGCUUUUUAUACUCGGUCGGGAAUUUUUGCGGUUCAAUAUACCUGUAUUAUUAGCGGCCAUAAUAUAACGAUUAUAAAUCAAUUUAUUUUCGCGUUUCAAAUGAUUUUUAUUUGCUGCGACUUAAAAGCGUUUAUUAUUCAGCUUUAAAUACAUACACACGCAUAUGUGUGAAUGUAUGUACUCAUAAACAGUACUAACUUAAACAAAAACAAAAGAAAAUAGCGUUAAAAUAACCCUAAACAAAACAAAAAGUACAACAGUGAAAACCUCAGCGAUCACCAUGCCACAAAGAUCUACAAAUUGGAGUUUCACUCGAAAUGGAUUUACGAAUCGAAAGCCGCAGCGCCAUCUGCCGACUUUACCAGAUUGUAUGCUGCCAGCUGAUAACGAUUACAGCAACAAAGGCAAAAGCAGCUGGCUACGUCAAAAGAUGGAAACCGAAAAGGAGGAAGCUCGAAAUUUGCAGGUGGAAUUUGAAUGGGUGCUGCGCGAGGAGGUGCAUGCGAUAUUAAAACAAUUAAAGAAGAUAUUGGUCGAGUGUGCUCAUCGCUUUCCUGUGCCGCUGUAUGCCAAUGAGGGUAAAAAGACUGAAAAAUACAUAAUGAAAGUAGCGCCAGAAAAACUUAGUGCCAUUGUGACUCUUACGGGUGAUAGCAUUACUCAUGCAGAUAUAAGCUUUAAGCUUGCGCGGCCACCGCAUCAUCAGCAGAAAACGUGUAUUAACCAAGACACGCCAUGGAAGUUGCAACAAGUGCAGGACGCAGCAAAUCAUCUACAGCAAGCAAUUAACCACAUUGAUGAUGUAGAUGCUACUUACCAUUUCAAAACAUCUGACGAAGUUAUGAAUGUUGUAGGCAACAUACUAGAGGCAUUGCAACGUGCCCGCACCAGUUUGGUGAUACCCAAAAAGAAGCCUAUCGCCGAUCUGAUUAAAAGUCGCAAUAUGAAAGCGCUUGCUCCCAACCUCUCCGAAGACUUAGCCGUCAGCUUUUACCUUCAAAGUCACAAAUUGAUAAUGGCUGUUUAUCAAUUAAUUACUGUACAAGGUACAAUGCACUUUGACUCAUGCCAAGCGGAGACAACCGUGCAAUGGUUAAACGAUGUAAUGCCAAUGCUUUGCGCCGGUCUGAAACUCUGCCAACAACUUAAAGACAAGAUAUCUGUGUUCUCGGUGUAUAAGGAUUUUACUGUCGAGUCCCGUCCACCAUCGGCGCUUUUCUAUUGACACUCACUAAUGUCAAAUUGAAAGUUUCAAAUAUGAUAACAGAAAAAAUAUGCAAAACAUUGAUAGGAUUUAGCGCUUAAUUUCAAAAUUGCAAAAAGUUUGUCAAUGUA
Messenger RNA from Bactrocera latifrons, 1610 nucleotides. RefSeq names its product protein rogdi (gene rogdi). The record is from RefSeq and is a predicted model, not a curated record. Lineage: Eukaryota; Metazoa; Arthropoda; Insecta; Diptera; Tephritidae. The transcript has 7 exons. The coding region runs from base 556 to 1500 and encodes 314 amino acids. Gene Ontology annotation, cellular component: RAVE complex.